AUGGCUUUUAUCUUCAAGUAUAGUAAUGAAGGAAUCGAAAUCGAUGUAGCGAGACCGCUGAAUCAGCCAAGUAGCGCCGUAGAAGAAUCUAUCCUGGCGCAUCAGUUUUACCUGUCCCUCUCGAUUAUAUCGCAUUGCGAUAAGCUGGACUGGAUUACCUACUAUAACAUUUCAGUAGUUCGUUUUAAACAAAUCACAGUUACACCGGAAACAGAUAUUUACCUUGAGGAAAAUGAACCAUUCCUCAUCGUUUUUUCUUAUGCAACAACGCAAUCAGUUUGGGAAUUUGGCCAAUCAGCAAAGGUCAACUACAAACCCGUUUUCUUUGCCGCAAAAAAAGAAACAGUACUUAUGUCCACUGCAACAGAACUAUCUUAUUUGGGCAGGAGGCAUACGGCACAGCCUGUUAUGAGUGAGAAGGAGUCAGCCGGUUCCUCGAAUGUAGGUGAUGGGAUGCCAUGUCAUGCUGGCAUGUCUCCUCCACACAUACAUAUUGCCGCCGUACGAUCAACUCUUUCCCGCAACCCGGUCCUCGUUCUUACGGGUUCUCCACCUAAUAUGUCACCCUCUUUAUUUCAUCUACACUGUCACUUGCUUCUUCGUUUAUUUACUUUAUUGCAAUAUUUUUGCACGUAA
Molecule: messenger RNA, 636 nt
Organism: Loa loa (African eye worm)
Lineage: Eukaryota; Metazoa; Nematoda; Chromadorea; Rhabditida; Onchocercidae
Exons: 5
Coding region: 1-636 (211 amino acids)
Source: RefSeq, a predicted model, not a curated record